Messenger RNA from Bathycoccus prasinos, 768 nucleotides. RefSeq lists its product as hypothetical. Gene Ontology annotation, biological process: regulation of ethylene-activated signaling pathway; response to ethylene. The coding region runs from base 1 to 768 and encodes 255 amino acids. The transcript has a single exon. The record is from RefSeq and is a predicted model, not a curated record. Gene Ontology annotation, cellular component: endoplasmic reticulum; Golgi apparatus. Lineage: Eukaryota; Viridiplantae; Chlorophyta; Mamiellophyceae; Mamiellales; Bathycoccaceae.
AUGGGCACAGUGGCCGAGCUCGAUCUCUCCCGAUCAUCUCGAGAAGAAGGAGGAGAAGACGACGACGACGAUUUGAAACUGCUCUCAACCAGCGCGAGCGAACAAGAACAAAAAUAUCCUCUCUCCAUCGUCUGGUGUGCGAUUCCAAUCCUCUCGGACAUUUUCCCAUUCGUCGGUCACGUCGGCAUCACCAAUUCGAGCGGAUGGAUAUACGAUUUCAUCGGCGAUGGAACCAUACACCAAUCCGCGAGCAAUAAUUUAUCGUUCAAUCGAGUGAUGCGAGUGAUUCCGUUGAAUAUUAUAAAUUGCAAGCAUCCGAUUGAUGAGAGUUUAAGGAGGGUGAUGAUGCAUUACACGAGAACGAACGAACGGUAUAACUUGUUCGGGCAGAACUGCCACGACUUUGUCGGCAUCGUUUUGAACCUCUCGGAAUACGAGGGGAAAGAUGAUUGGAAUUUAGUAGACGUGGCUUUGUUAGUGUGGGGGGUGAGAGGGAACGGAGGGAGUUUUGUAGAUCCGAACGCGGCGUAUCGAACGUUUGGGCCGGCGUUCCUGGCGUUCCUGGCAUCGGUUGCGUUUGGUUUCGCGAGAGCUUUCGGGCGCGCGGUGUUAGGUUUGUACGCAGCGGUAGUUGGAUGGUUCGUGUUGUACGUGUUUGUGUUGAACAGAAGAAGGAGUUGUUCGAUACGAGCCGGGUCAAUUCCGUUCAUUAGGAAUAGUAACAACAACGACAACGACAACGCGAGCAGUCAAGGAGGAGACGUUUAA